Molecule: messenger RNA, 3083 nt
Organism: Lemur catta (Ring-tailed lemur)
Lineage: Eukaryota; Metazoa; Chordata; Mammalia; Primates; Lemuridae
Gene: TJP3
Product: tight junction protein 3
Exons: 21
Coding region: 180-2966 (928 amino acids)
Biological process (GO): positive regulation of blood-brain barrier permeability; protein localization to cell-cell junction; cell-cell adhesion
Cellular component (GO): bicellular tight junction; plasma membrane
Molecular function (GO): cell adhesion molecule binding
Source: RefSeq, a predicted model, not a curated record
CCUGGAGGAGGAAGAGGGCAGGUGCAGCUGGAAGCUGUGGAGCUGGCGGGAGGAGGGCGACAACCGGGCCACCACCCCGCCGGGACCCUCCCCAGCGUCCCCCCUAACCCGGGUGGGGGCCCAUUGACUGUUUCCAGGCCCCCCUGGGGCAGGGGCGCUGGAGAGCCCCGGGGUGGACCAUGGCGGUGAGAUUCCAGGUGGCAGACAUGGAGGAGCUGACCAUCUGGGAGCAGCACACGGCCACAGUCAGCAAGGACCCCCGCCGGGGCUUCGGCAUUGCGAUCUCCGGAGGCCGAGACAGGCCCAGCGGCUCUGUGGUUGUGUCCGAUGUGGUGCCCGGAGGGCCGGCUGAGGGCAGACUACAGACAGGGGACCAAAUCGUCAUGGUGAAUGGGGUCUCCAUGCAGAAUGUCACCUCCUCGUUUGCCAUUCAGAUACUCAAGACCUGCACCAAGAUGGCCAACAUCACAGUGAAGCGUCCCCGGAAGGUCCAGCUGCCCACCACCAGGGCCAGCCCCACCAGCCCAAGGCGCCAGGGCUCGGACGAGGAGGACGGGCCCCGGCGGCUGGAAGACGCAGACCACGGCCGGGGCUACGAGGGCGACUCGUCCAGCGGCUCCGGCCGCUCCUGGGGUGAGCGCUCCCGCCGGCCGAGGGCUGGGCGCCGGGGCCGGGCUGGCAGCCACGGGCGCAGGAGCCCGGGCGGUGGCUCCGCCGCCAACGGGCUGGCCCUGGUGUCCGGCUUUAAGCGGCUGCCGCAGCGGGACGUGCUGACGAAGCCAGUGAGGUCGGUGCUGGUGAGGAGGAGCGACAGUGAAGACUUCGGGGUCAAGCUGGGAAGUCAGAUCUUCAUCAAGCACAUCACGGAUUCAGGCCUGGCCGCCCAGCACCGCGGGCUGCAGGAAGGAGACCUCAUCCUUCAGAUCAACGGGGUGUCCAGUGAGAACCUGUCUCUGAGCGACACCCGGCGGCUGAUCGAGAAGUCAGAAGGGAAGCUGACCCUGCUGGUGCUGAGGGACCGAAGGCAAUUCCUGGUGAACAUCCCGCCCGCCGUCAGCGACAGUGACAGCUCCCUUCUGGAGGACAUCUCGGACCUCGGCUCGGAGCUAUCGCAGGCGCCCCCGUCCCACAUCCCGCCACCACCCCGCCAUGGGCAGCGGACCCCAGAGGCCAGCGAGACUGACUCCUCCGAAGACAGCCCCCGGCCUCGGCGGGAAAGGUCACGGGGUUCCAGAGCCGUCUCGGAGCCAGACUCGCCCAGGGAGCGCAGCUGUGAUAUCUACAGGGUGCCCAGCGGUCAGAGCAUGGAGGAUCGUGGGUACAGCCCCGACACGCGGGUGGUCUGCUUCCCGAAGGGCACAAGCAUCGGGCUGCGUCUGGCCGGGGGCAACGACGUGGGCAUCUUCGUGUCGGGCGUGCAGGCGGGCAGCCCGGCCGACGGGCAGGGCAUCCAGGAGGGAGACCAGAUCUUGCAGGUGAACGACACGCCCUUCCAGAACCUGACGCGGGAGGAGGCUGUGCAGUUCCUGCUGGGGCUGCCACCGGGCGAGGAGAUGGAGUUGGUGACACAACGGAAGCAGGACAUCUUCCGGAAGAUGGUGCAGUCUCGCGUGGGCGACUCCUUCUACAUCCGCACGCACUUUGAGCUGGAGCCCAGCCCGCCGUCCGGCCUGGGCUUCACCCGCGGGGACGUCUUCCACGUGCUGGACACGCUGUACUCGGGGCCCGGGCUGAGCCACGCUCGCGGGGGCCACUGGCUGGCGGUGCGCAUGGGUCGUGACCUCCGGGAGCAAGAGCGGGGCGUCAUUCCCAACCAGAGCAGGGCGGAGCAGUUGGCCAGUCUGGAGGCCGCCCAGCGGGCCGUGGGGGCUCUGCCGGGCUCCUCAGCCGGCUCCAGUGCUCGGGCCGAGUUCUGGCGGCUGCGAGGUCUUCGUCGAGGUGCCAAGAGGACCACCCAGAGGAGCCGCGAGGACCUGUCGGCUCUGACCAGACAGGGUCACUACCCGCCCUAUGAGCGAGUGGUGCUUCGAGAAGCCAGCUUCAAGCGCCCGGUGGUGAUCCUGGGACCCGUGGCAGACAUCGCUAUGCACAAGCUAACUGCUGAGCUGCCCGACCAAUUCGAAAUUGCAGAGAGCGUGUCGAGGACAGAGAGCCCCUCGAAGAUCAUCAAACUGGACACUGUGCGGGUGAUCGCAGAGAAAGGCAAGCACGCACUCCUGGAUGUGACCCCGUCAGCGAUCGAGCGCCUCAACUACGUGCAGUACUACCCCAUCGUGGUCUUCUGCGCCCCCGAGAGCCGGGUGGCCCUCAAGGCGCUGCGCCAGUGGUUGGCGCCCGCCUCCCGCCGCAGCACGCGCCGCCUCUACGCACACGCCCAGAAGCUGCGGAAGCACAGCGGCCACCUCUUCACGGCCACCAUCCUCCUGCAAGGCACGAAUGACGCCUGGUACCAGGAGCUCAAGGCCGCCAUCCGAGAGCAGCAGACCCGGCCCAUCUGGACGGCCGAGGACCAGCUGGACGGCUCCUCAGACGACAACCUGGACCUCCCUCACCGUGGCCUGGCUGACAGCGCCGCCGACCUCAGCUGUGACAGUCGGGUCAACAGCGAGAACGAGGAGACCGACGGCGAGGGCUACACGGACGGCGAGGGCUACACGGACGGCGAGGGCUACACGGACGGCGAGGGCGGGCCCCACACGGACGUGGACGAUGGGCCCCCGGCCCCAGCCCUGGCCCGGUCCUCGGAGCCCGUGCAGGCGGACGAGCCCCAGAACCCAAGGGGUCAUGGGACAGUCUCCGCUCGCCGGGACACCCAGAUGGGCACCCGGCACCCCCAGGGUCAGUGGCGACAGGACAGCAUGCGGACCUAUGAGCGAGAAGCCCUGAAGAAAAAGUUUACACGAGCCCGAGAUAUGGAGUCCUCUGACGAAGACGGCUACGAGUGGGGCCCGGCCACUGACCUGUGAGCCCCCCAGGUUGCCCACUGGCCCAUCUUGGGUCACAGCCGGGACUUGGCUUCCCAUACAGAACCCGCAACCUGCCUCCCUCCACCUGCUCGUUAAUAAAAGAGUAUUUUUGCAGCA